Molecule: messenger RNA, 2075 nt
Organism: Acipenser ruthenus (sterlet)
Lineage: Eukaryota; Metazoa; Chordata; Actinopteri; Acipenseriformes; Acipenseridae
Product: alpha-1,3/1,6-mannosyltransferase ALG2-like
Exons: 2
Coding region: 575-1783 (402 amino acids)
Molecular function (GO): GDP-Man:Man(1)GlcNAc(2)-PP-Dol alpha-1,3-mannosyltransferase activity; alpha-1,3-mannosyltransferase activity
Source: RefSeq, a predicted model, not a curated record
CAGAAUAUGUGAGGAAACUGGUACCAUUUUGGCUCCACCUCCACCUUCAUUUAGCAGUGUUCUGAGUUAUAGAGCAAUUGAUCCAAAAUGGCGAACAAACCGCUUCAGUUUCAUCAUAGAUUCUACAAGUUCCUGCUCACAGGGUGGUCGUGAGAUAUGUCGUUGAUCUGUGCGUGUAUUCGGGAGAUUUGUUUGUAGCUAACCCUAUUGGUAGUAAAUACGGAAAGGGCAUUUAUUCCUCACAUAUGUGCAAGUGGUUUAUUUUUUCCACUACUUUUAUUGGUAUUUGUUCAGACUGGUAUUUUUACCUGCUGAAAACGCAAGCUACGUUUUUGUAUUGAUUAUAACAAACAUUAUUUUGUACCACGUUAAGAGCGAUAUUAACUUUGUUUAUAUAGGCACUCAAGCUGUCAAUUACAAACAACUGACCGAUUAUAAUGUUACUAGCGUAAAACAAUAUACCUAGUUUUUUUUUCAACAUUUUUACAAAACUUUUGUCUCGGUCACUGGGUCAAACCUACAACAAAGUAACUCCUUGGAUUUUUCUAAUACCUAAAUACUCAGAGCUAGUAGUAUGGUGAACGUGGUGUUUCUGCACCCCGAUUUAGGGAUUGGCGGUGCAGAGCGGCUUGUGGUGGAUGCCGCUCUGGCUCUACGUUCCAAGGGCUGUAAGGUUCAAAUAUGGACUGCACACUACGAACACGACCACUGCUUCUCAGAGACCAAAGACCCAGACCUCCCCAUAGUCUGCGUGGGGGAUUGGCUGCCCACUAGCAUCUGCGGAUACUUCCACGCACUCUGCGCCUACAUUCGCAUGGUGUACGUCGCCCUGUUCCUCAUCUUCUUCAGCGGGGUGGAAUUUGAUGUAGUGUUUUGUGACCAGGUAUCAGCAUGCAUCCCUGUAAUCAGACUCACUAGGAGGAAGAAGAAAGUCCUUUUCUACUGCCACUUCCCAGACCAGCUCCUAACGGCACGCAGCUCGUUCCUCAAGAGACUCUACAGGGCGCCCAUCGACCGCCUGGAGGAGGCCACCACCGGCAUGGCGGACUGCGUGGUAGUCAACAGCCAGUUCACAGCAGGCGUCUUCAAACGCACCUUCAAGUCCCUGUCCAGUGUGCACACAGACGUCCUGUACCCUUCACUGAACUUCAGCACCUUCGACACAGAACCUGCAGAGCUUGACGGACUAAUCCCAACAGAGAAGAGCUUUGUGUUCCUAUCCAUUAACCGGUACGAAAGGAAGAAGAACCUGGCCCUGGCCCUGGAAGCCUUGAAGGACCUUCAGGGCAGGCUCUCUGGAGAUGAGUGGAAGAAGGUUCAUCUUGUGAUGGCUGGUGGCUAUGACGAGAGAGUGCCGGAGAACGUGGAUCACUACAAGGAGCUCAAGGACUUAUCCACUAAGCUUGGCUUAUCAGACAGUGUAUCCUUCCUGCGGUCCUUUUCUGACAAGCAGAAGAUCUCCCUCCUCCAUCACUGCACCUGCGUCCUCUACACACCCAGCAAUGAGCACUUUGGCAUUGUUCCUGUGGAGGCCAUGUACAUGCGCUGUCCGGUCAUCGCUGUCAACUCAGGUGGCCCGCUGGAGUCCAUAGCUGACGGAGAAACUGGGUUCCUGUGCGAUCCCCAGCCGGCAUGCUUCGCUGAGGCCAUGGAGAAGUUUGUGAAGGACCCCGGCCAACGACAGGGCAUGGGGGAGGCCGGGAGAGAGCGGGUUUUAAAGCGCUUUUCUUUGGAUGCAUUUUCGGAACAGCUGUACCAAUACAUCUGUAAACUGACAGAAUAAAGCACCCAUGGAGAAGGUGUUUUGAAUGUCAUUUUGAAUGAUUACAAGGAACCUGGAUUUUUUUUUCUAGUAUUUUCUGACUUGAGCUGCACUUCAAUAAAAAAAAUGUGUAUAUCCUUAAGGAACCUAAAUUGAAUGUUCUAAAAGCAAUUACCAUGAACCAGCCUAGAUGGACUGUAGACAGAGUCACGAUAUAACUAUGUAGAUCAUGUCCUGUAUUUGUUAAAUCCAUGCAUUGCUUGUAAUUGUUACAAUAAAAAAAAUCUCUUCAGCUAUUGGGGAAAAAAAACAA